Molecule: messenger RNA, 3194 nt
Organism: Calypte anna (Anna's hummingbird)
Lineage: Eukaryota; Metazoa; Chordata; Aves; Apodiformes; Trochilidae
Gene: MAD2L1BP
Product: MAD2L1 binding protein
Exons: 2
Coding region: 433-1449 (338 amino acids)
Biological process (GO): regulation of exit from mitosis
Cellular component (GO): nucleus
Source: RefSeq, a predicted model, not a curated record
GCUCCGCCUCCCAGCUGGCGGAAAAGCAGAGCUCGCCGCGGGGCGAAGGGAAUUCCCCUGCAAAGACGCCGGCGCUGUCGGGGUUGCCAGUCAGGGGCGGAGCGUGUUCACCGGCCCGGGGGUGGCCGGCAGGGCUUUGCCAUCGCACUGGCCCUCAUCUUGCGGCUGUGCUGUGUGUGGGCUGCACAGGGCGGAAGGAAAGCUCUCGCUGUCCUGUUUUGGGCAGCCCUGCAAGGCAGCAGACGCUGCUCGCGGCGGCGGGGCUGGGGUAGCCGCGGCUGCCGCAGACGCUUCGGUUACUCUGCAGCGCGGCGGUCGUUGGCCGCAGCCGGCCCGGCAACGCUCCCGGCACUCGCUCCCUGCGCGGCUGCCAAGCCCGGGGCAGGAGAGGCUGAACGGACGGGUCAGUCCGCUCCACUCCUCGGGGCUGGGAUGCCCACCGAUUCUCCUGCCGGGCUGAGGCCGGGACGUGCAGCCGGGCGGAAACCCCUCUCCACCCUACCAAACAUGGCGCCUGCUCCCCCGGAAGCUGGGCGGGGCGGCCUCUCCGUCCCUCCCAUGCUGCCCUGCGGCGGCGGCCAUUCAAACCCCAGCCCGCCGCUCAUCGCCGGGCAGAAAAUGGCGGCUCCCGGCAUUGCGGUGGUGCCCGGUGCCGCCCCCCCAGGCUCUCCCACACCCCCCCUCCUCAUUGCGGAGGCGCCCCCGAUCCUGGAUUGUGGCGGCAGGAUGACGCCUCAGCGCAGCGGGACCACAGCGGCUUCCCCCUCGGUGUCGGUGGUGUUCCCGGGCACCGUGACCCGGGAGAGCUGCUGCCGCUUCGUCUGCGAGCUCCUGAAGCACAUCCUGCACCAGCGGCACCAGCUCCCGCUGCCCUACGAGCAGCUCGCCUUCUUCUGCCGGCGGCCGCCCCAGGAUGGAGAUGAGAUGAAGAAGCCACACUCCAUGGACCUGGCAAGCAAGAAGUGUCAGCAGGCACUGAUGGACCUGGAGAGGGUACUCCAUCACUUAGAAGUAAUGUUUCAUUUGACACCAGUUCCUCGGGUUCUUAUUCUACUUGGAGGCAAUGUCAUGAACCCCAAGGAGUUCUAUGAGCUCAGCUUCGAGGGUGUCUGUGAGGGCAGUGCUGAGGAGAGCCUGAAAACUGCAUCCUGUGUUCGCAAGCUCUUCCACUCACUCUUUAUUGCUGAUGUCUUCAGUGAACUUAAGGCUCUCCCGGUCAUGGACACUAUUGUUAUGAUCCAAGGACACCGCGACUGUGGUGUUGAUUGGUUCCACCCCAAGCUCAACUAUAAAGUACCAGCCCGAGGGAGGAAACUGACUGUUAACUUAUCCUGUGGUGGAGAUAUCAACCUAAGUGCCUCACCUUCACAGCCUAUGGAUAUGGAUUCUACUUGGGAGGACUACAUAUGGUUUCAAGCACCCGUGACAAUCAAAGGCUUUCGUGAAUAAGCUGUCUUCUGUAGAACUUUAAUGGAAUAUUGAAUAAUCUUUAGUUCUGUUUUAAGUGUAGAUGAGUUUAUCAAAUGGUUUUGGUUUUUUGUUUGGGGGUUUUUGGUUUAUAAUCCUUCUAUUUGGAACUCUUUUCCAGGGCAUCUGAUGCUUUCCUAUAGUUGGACUGUGUUAAUCUCCUGAAAUAUUGUUGAAAGCAAAAAAAAAAAAAAAAAAAAAAAGGCACAGUUGCACACAAAUCUAGUGAUUCUUUAGGGACAUGAAUUGUGGCAUAGGAGAUGAAUUAGUGUGUUGGGGAGUAAAACUUUACUGACACCCACUUACAGAACUGGCAAAUACUGGUUACAGCUUUAUCUCUCCUGAGUUUUAGUGCAGCCAUUUUUCUGGUAAUAAUCACUGCAUUAGCUGAGUCUUUGGGACUCUAGAUAAUGUAUGUGAUUAUCCAUACACUUUGUCUUUACUAUGAAGACCAUAAACAUUCUUACCUACACUAUUCCUGUAAAAGAAGACCUUCCCUGCAGUCAGAACAGGCUUAAGUACUCGAGUGUUAGCCCAUCCAUUUGUUAAAAUUAGAUUUUCUCAUAACUCCAUUUCAGCUAUUUAAUGCUCCAGAGAGUGAGACUUCUCAAGCAACUGGGGGGGGUCUUAGCACGAUUUUGUAUUGAUGAUGAAAAGAGGCUGGAGUCUUGUGAAGAUGAGGAAGUGCAUCUUCCUAAAUUUGUUUUACUGACCUUUGGUCCAACAGCUUUAACAAUUGCUUAGGAAUACAUUUAAAAUUAAAAGCAAGCAGUUUCUUCUUCUCUUUAGAGGAAGUUAGGAUUCCUGCCCCAAUAUACUAGUUUAUUCUGAUUUAAAUCAACAACAAAAAAGGGGAGUAUGAUAAAAAUCACUGUGAUCAAUACCUGUCAAAUUUCCUGUUCUAAAUCAGAGUGUAUUACUUGGAAUUAGAACUUGAGCCCUUUCUUCUGGCCUGGUGUCUAGAGCAGAAUGGGACAGGAAAGGAAAGAAACACUCUGAGCACAGGGUGUCAGAACUAGAUAGAUGCAGGAACUAUGCUGGGUAUGCAUCUGUAAUGUAGUGAUCUUAAGAGCUCUGUUCCAUUUGAUGAGAAACUUUAACCUACUGGUAGUGAUGUUGCUUGCAAUUUCAUGCUAUAAAAAAAUUGCACAAUGGGGUGGUAAAAAUCCUUCAAAAGGAAGGUAAAGGUUGAAGUAACCCUCUGCACUUGGUGUGUAUUUGAACUUUCACGUUUUGGAAUGAAAUUAAAUUAUAGAACUAGAAGGAAAUUAAGCUGGUAUUUUUGAGCUUGGAAAAUGCUAAGAGUGCUGUCUCUGCCUUACUCUUCCUUAACAACUGUUUAUAAUGUAUAGUAACUGCUAUAAUACUAGCUCUAAGGGAAGGACUGUUAGAAUGAAGAAAGCUGCUGUCUUAUGUGCAGCUGCCCUCUGGAAUAUGUAAUUGCAGGUCACUUGAAUUAAAUACAACUUGAAAGCAGUAGUGUUUGUGUUCAGGAGAUCAAGAAUCUUUACACUUCCACUGCAAUUGCUUUUAAUGUAUAUUUAAGAAUACUAGGACUCCGUGUAUUUAAAAAAGCUUUUGACCACAAGCUUUAGCUCUGAGGAACAGGGUGCCAGUUAUUUUCGGCUCUUUUCCCCAGAUAAGUGCAAUGUUACUGCAUUAAACUGUUUACAUACUCUGUUAUACUUGAACAAUGAAUGCAGCAAUGAAAUGGUGCCAGGAAUGAA